GUCAUCGACUUCGAGAAGUCAAAGACUGUUCUGUACGGACAGUGGGGAUUCGGAGGAAGAACGGCCUUCAGUGGAGGUCAGCCUGAGAUCGGUUCCUGCGUGCUUUUCUAUGGGCCUCCCGGCACGGGAAAGUCCCUGGCAGCGCAGGCAAUCGGUUUCGAAGUGGGCCGUGCGCUGAAGGUCGUCAACGCUGCCAAUGUUGUUGACAAGUACGUAGGGGAGCCCAACUUCUAUGGCGACAGUGCUAUCAUGGGGGUGAAGUCUUCGUGGAGGGCGCUAGACCCAACACACAUGAGCAAGUGGCAGCUGAGAAAGUGGGCGCGGGAGCGAGCUCGUCAACAGCACCUGGCAGAUUUCGUGCAAGAACGCAUGACUACACAGGUUAAGAGCCUGGGCUCACCGACUGCGCUAGCCGCCCACGAGAGUCGACCAGUUCUUUGUGAUGAAGCAGAGACCGAAGGCACCUUUUGUUCUGCGGCGGGCAACCAGAGGGCAGAUGGCGGGCAUCACACGGUGUACUUCAGCAUGGGGUCGGAUUCCGAGAAUGACGAGCGCAGGGAGAGUCACGCAGCCGGGGGGGAGUUGAGGGCAGCGCUUUACGACUCCGAAAGCCUUCUCUGGACGUUGCAAUCAAUCCUUGACCAUUUUCGUGAGGACAACCAAGUGGUCGCAGAGGAGCAGGAUACUUGCGAGGAUGACGCGGCUGCAGCACUGUCACAGCUCAUGAAUGUCGGAAGCUCUGUGCGAGCGACUUCAAGCUUCGAGCCGCGGGAAGGCAUCAGCAUCGCUCAAGGCGAGCGGGGGACGGUUCUCAACAUACGUGGUGAUGGCUCUGCGGCUUUGAUUCAGUUCAAAUGUUCCGGCUGUGUCAGAGUGCCCGAACAGGCCUGGGGAAGUCUUGAGGUAUGCGGAGAACACACGAGUUUCUGCAGCAUUGUAAGCUUGCUACCGGAGCUGCAUGCGGCAAUGAAGUCUUCUCUCCCGAUGUAG
Symbiodinium pilosum is the source of this 990-nucleotide messenger RNA. NCBI's taxonomy places the organism in Eukaryota, Dinophyceae, Suessiales, Symbiodiniaceae. The record is from the annotation of a GenBank genome assembly.